Tribolium castaneum (red flour beetle) is the source of this 1382-nucleotide messenger RNA. It is a transcript of the gene beg, whose product is annotated as bad egg. The transcript has 4 exons. Gene Ontology annotation, molecular function: transferase activity. The record is from RefSeq and is a predicted model, not a curated record. NCBI's taxonomy places the organism in Eukaryota, Metazoa, Arthropoda, Insecta, Coleoptera, Tenebrionidae. Bases 131 to 1351 code for a protein of 406 amino acids.
AAGUUUAGAUUGGGCGAACAAUCGGUCAUAUGGUCGCAACUUGACAUUCGAGGUUAAGUUGAAUCAUUAAAAUGUGUUUUUAUUUGAAUUAGUUUUGUGUGUUUUGCUUGAUUAACAGUUUAAUUAUACCAUGAUGUUUACUAAAAUUAUUACACGAAAUUUUCUGAAAGACUGCGAUCGUGUUUUGGUAGGGCUUCGCCCCUUCUCCCUGUCCUCAAAUCGUAACUGUGAUGAGAAAAAAACGCAAGAAUCUCCCCUAAAGAAACUCCUCGACGAAUCAGCAACCUUUGAAGACUUGCACCCCCAGACACAAGAACAACAAUGGGCUACUUUGCCAUACCCUCAAGGCACCAAAAUUCGCAAACAGGGUGUCUCAUUUAUCGAAAAACCUAAAUAUGAUCCACGCGAGUCCUCGAUAAUUUUAUUUCCCGGUCAGGGGAGCCAAUUUGUCGGUAUGUGCAAUGACUUGCUCAAGUACCCCAUGGCUAGGGAUUUGUUUGAGUUAGCGAAUUAUAUUUUAAAGUACGAUUUGUUAAAAUUGUGUCUUGAGGGUCCCAAAGACAAAUUGGACCAAACAAAAUAUAGUCAACCGGCAAUAAUGGUCAGUUCUUUAGCGGCAAUUGAACGACUGAAAGAGGAGAGACCUAGGGCUAUUGAGAGUUGUGUGGGGACAGCAGGGUUCAGUUUGGGGGAAAUUACAGCGUUAGUGUUUGCGGGGGCGAUUGGUUUUGAGCGAGGGUUACGAUUGGUGCAAAUUCGGGGGGAAGCAAUGCAAUUGGCUAGUGAGGCGUACAAGGGGGGGAUGGUCACAGUAAUGUACGGUCCUGACACGAAGUUAAACCAGGCACUAGUCAAAGCCAAGGAAUGGGCAACUGAUAAAGGCGACUUAAUGCCCGAAUGUCAAAUUGCCAAUUAUUUGUACCCCCAUUGUAAAGUCAUCUCGGGGAGCGAAUCUGCGCUUGAUUAUUUGGAAAAAAAUGCCAAAGAAUUAAAUUUACGUAAAGUUAAAAGACUUGCGGUUAGUGGAGCUUUCCAUUCCAAUUUAAUGUUACCAGCGGUUGAACCGUUUCGAAAGGCAUUAAAUAAAUCAGAAGUGAGCAAUCCUGUAAUUAGUGUUUAUUCAAAUGUUGACGGGAAAAAGUACAAAGACGCAGCGCAGAUCAAAAAACAAUUGCCGAAACAGAUUGUUAAACCUGUAAAGUGGGAACAACUUCUUCAUGUUGUUUAUGAGAGGAGUCAAGGGGAUUAUUUCCCAAGGACGUUUGAGUGUGGCCCAGGCACGUCCCUAAGGGCUAUCCUUAAACAAGUGAAUGCCAAAGCAUGGACUACGUGUUUUAAUAUUCAAGUGUAGAGUUUAUUUUGAAUAAAAUUUUUGAAACAAC